Molecule: messenger RNA, 657 nt
Organism: Iphiclides podalirius (scarce swallowtail)
Lineage: Eukaryota; Metazoa; Arthropoda; Insecta; Lepidoptera; Papilionidae
Source: the annotation of a GenBank genome assembly
AUGUCGACCGGGAAACGGCUCGCGAAGCGCUCCAUCAUCGGUACGCGCGUCGCGGCGCUCGGCGACGACGGACUCUACUAUUCGGGCAUGAUCCAGGCAGUGAAGACGCCGGCCCCGUUCCCGGAGAACAAUAACUGCAUCAACCUGACGCCGAACACUCGGUACACGGUGCGCUUCGACGGCGGCAAGGUGAGCCGCGAGUAUAGAGACGCAGAGCUGAUCGGACCCGGCUUCCGAGGGCUCACCGGCGUCCGCCUGCAGCCCGGCCAGCGCGUCUUCCUCACGCACAACGGCCGCGAGGUGCGCGCCGACGUGCUCUGCCACGACCACGAAACCGACGAGCUGCGCGUGCAAGUGCACCUACCCGCCGCCGAGAUAGACAGAAUAUUGAAACCGGACGUAUAUCGUCGACGUUUAAGCCGCCGCUACGAUUCGAACGCUCGCUUUCUACUCCGCAAGAGCGGGCGCUUCGGGCCGGUAAUAUGUCAGGCGAAGAGGUGUAAAAAUAAAUUGAGAGUGCGCGGCCGAGGAAUAAGGCCGCGACGCGGACGCCAGCCCCGGAACAGCGUAACGGUAUUCAUUACAAAAUCGCGUCGAGAAUUAUUUUCACGUGCGCCGGGCGAACCGUUACUCGACGGGGCCCAUGGAGAGCUCGGC